Botrytis cinerea B05.10 is the source of this 546-nucleotide messenger RNA. RefSeq lists its product as hypothetical. The record is from RefSeq and is a predicted model, not a curated record. The transcript has a single exon. Bases 44 to 502 code for a protein of 152 amino acids. NCBI's taxonomy places the organism in Eukaryota, Fungi, Ascomycota, Leotiomycetes, Helotiales, Sclerotiniaceae.
GAACCAUUAUGGAGUUCCUGGAAUAUUCAGAGUAUUAUUUGAAAUGCGAGGGGCGAGUAUGCCUCUUAUAGAGGAAAUCGUGAUUGCGGCAGUGAGGAAUAAACAUCAGGGGCCACGAUUGACAAGAGUAUUACUUGAAAUUCGAGGAGCAGAUAUCAAUAUUACACCAGAGGCUAUCAAAGUAGUAGCAAAAAACCGAGACUAUGACAAGGAUUUACGUUCGAGAUUAGGGCCGCGUACUGAUAUAAUGAUGCAGUUACUUGAGAAACGAGGGGCAGAUAUGGAGGUCACAGAAGAGAUAGUGAAGAUGGUCACAAGUGCAACGCCAUUGGCGAUACGAGCUCUCACGUUAUUAUUUAGAAAGCAAGGAAUAAAAUUGAGAGUUACGGAAGAAAUGGUGAGAAUCGUCAAAGGAAAAUUUCCCGAGGAGGUCGUCCACCAGGUUGCCUUGUUGGAGAUAAUGAAGGACAAUAUUCAGAAAUACAGCAGUGGUAGUACAUAGUGCUAGUAGCACAAGCUAGCAAGCAAUUGAUUGGAGCUUUCACA